Molecule: messenger RNA, 3487 nt
Organism: Daphnia carinata
Lineage: Eukaryota; Metazoa; Arthropoda; Branchiopoda; Diplostraca; Daphniidae
Product: NADPH oxidase 5-like
Exons: 18
Coding region: 263-3379 (1038 amino acids)
Biological process (GO): defense response; superoxide anion generation
Cellular component (GO): plasma membrane; NADPH oxidase complex
Molecular function (GO): superoxide-generating NAD(P)H oxidase activity; calcium ion binding
Source: RefSeq, a predicted model, not a curated record
CUUUCUGUUUUCGCUGCAAUCACGUUCACCUGUACUGGACUUCCCCGCUUAUUGUGAACCUGUUUCUGGUGAAGGGUGCAAACAUAGCACGUAUCCUUCUAACCGAAAAAGCACGUUACCAAAAUGUUUGUUUAGUCUACCGCGGCGUGAGUCGCGUUCAACACUCAUUUUUACAUGACUCUUGCAGAGGACAAAAACAACAACAUUACAGUGCGCAGCAUUUUCGCAAGGAAUAGCUGAAACCAAGGUGGGAACGUGAAAAAUGGAUGCGACCCAAGAAAUCGAUCUCUCGGGCCAUACCAAUCGCGCUUUUCAGCAAUCGCAGACGGAAUUAAGCGAGUCUCCGAGGCUAGAGUUCCAACAAGCGAGCGGAGUGAAUUGGCUGACACAAGCUCAACAACGACAGCAAGCUCUGACUGGACUUCAGUCUGUCCUCAAAAGAAGCAUUCAAGACCAAUCACCUAACAUCACCGCGGGCAACUUCUGUAGUCUCUUUUCGCAAGAGAAUGUGUUGCAACUGGUGUUUAGAUUGUUUGAUCACGAAUCCGAAGGUCGACUGGUUCAGCUCGAUUUCGUCGAUUCUCUCAAAGAGAAACUUCGCGAAAAACCGAAAGGGACUGAAUUUGUUGACCUUUUGGAUACCUUGUGGUACAUGUUUCUUAAACAGGCAGACAUCGAUUUCGAGACCUUUUGUCACGUUUUCAAGUCCCGAGGGGUGUUGCCUAAACUUUUCAGUUUAAUCGACACAUACAAGGCGGGUCAGGUUUCAAUAGAAGAUGUGAUGGCCUUCUUCACCGAUUUGACUCUAUACAGAAGGGAGGACGGCGUUGAAAGGUUAAAGCCCGGAUUUGCUGAUGAAUUAUUUCGAUCCAUCGUAAAAGACGACUCUCGAGAAAUGAGUUUCCAAGAGUUCAAGAAGCUCAUUCCGUCUAAAAACAAAUUUUUCGCCGAACGCAUUUUUGGCAUUUUCAAUAAAGACGGCUCCAGCAGCAUUUCAAUGGCCGAAUUCCGCGAGGGCCUUGAGCAAUUUUGCGGACAAACGGAUGAAGACAAAGUCCGAUGCCUUUUCCAGAUUUACGAUGAGGAUGGGGACGGUUUGAUCAAACUGCACGAGCUCAAAGCCGUUUUAAAAGCGUGCAUUGAAGAGAACGGAAUGAAAUUCAGUGAGAUGCAAGUGGAACAACUCGCUUUGGCUCUCUACGAGGAUGCCCAGGAUUGCAGCGAAGAGCUCGACAAUCGCUCAGAAAAUGGUCUUACCUACACCGAGUUAAAAGCUCAAAUGGCUAAACAUCCUGGCUUACUAGAGAACCUUUCCAUCAGCAUGGACCGGUUUAUACUACCUGCUAAGAAACCUCCUCCACCUCGUCUAACUUUCAAAUCCAUUUCUUCUUAUAUAAAGAACAAUGGAGCCUACAUUAUCUUUGUCGCUAUUUAUGCGCUCAUCAAUAUCUGUUUAUUCGUCAGCCGAGCCAUCCAAUUUAAAGACACAAACAUCUUCUAUAUUUUGGCUAGGGCUGGUGGACAGGCGUUGAACUUCAAUUGUGCCUUCAUUUUGGUGCUGAUGCUUCGUCAGGUCAUCACCUUGUUGAGACAAAUCGGUUGUGCCAGUUUUCUACCACUCGACCAGCACGUCUAUUUACACAAAGCAUGUGGUAUCGUCAUCGUAUUUUACAGCGUUCUCCACACAGUGAUGCAUCUCAUCAAUUUCCCUUUGAAUAUUGCCGGAACUCUUGUCUCUCCAGCAACAGGAAGAAAUCACACUGCUGCUGAAUGGCUGUUUACCACAAACCCUGGAAUGUUUGGGCUUUAUCCGGGCAUAGCUAACAUAACCGGAUGGCUGCUUUGCAUUGUUUUGGCGAUCAUGGGUGUAUGCUCUCUUCCGUCUGUACGUAAAGGCGGUUAUUUUGAGGUGUUUUACUGGAGUCAUUUGCUUUACGUACCUUUCUGGAUUCUCGUGAUUCUGCACGGCCCUAGAUUUUGGUAUUGGUUUAUCGUGCCAGGCUCCAUUUUCAUCAUCCUGAAGAUCCGCAGCGGAAUUUAUCGUCACUCUAACGAAAAAGGUCAGACGACCGUCUCUUCGGCCGUUCUGUUGCCAUCUGGCGUUACUCACUUAGUGAUUAAAAAACCACCGGGUUUUCAUUUCAAUCCUGGAGACUACCUCUAUCUUAAAGUUCCAGCAAUCACUAAAACCGAAUGGCAUCCGUUUACCAUCAGUAGUGCACCUGAACUUCCAGAUUACUUAUGGCUACAUAUUCGCUGUGCUGGAGGCUGGACGAAUAAGCUUCACGAAUUUUUCGAGAAAGAGCAGGCUAGGCAAAAUCUUUACGAAAAUAUCGGCCACGCUCCACAAUUGAAUAACGUCUCUAACUCUUCCACGUUAACAAGAAAUCUAUCUGCCAACGCCACGUUUGCUUACAAUAUCAAUCCAACGGUAGACUCGCCAUCGUUACGGACACAAUCAUUGCCAGCAGAUAAUAGUUUGACUAAUGCGCAAACAAGAUCUCCUCAAGGUUCCGCUAAGCAAGCAGCCCAUCAUUACAUACGCAGUGGACCUGCUGACGUCAGUAUAUCCAUACCAGCCAAUGGCAGAAAUGUCCCCUUGGAUUCGACCAAAGUGAGUUUGUCACCUCAAGCUUUGUCUGGUCCCAAAGCCAUUUCGAGUGCAACAAGCAAUUCAACGUUGAACGAGGAAGAGAAAGGCAAAAAAAUUGUGAAAAGACGUCUGCCCAAAAUUGGGGAAGCCGGUCGUAUCUAUUAUCCAUUACCGGUAUUUAUUGAUGGACCAUAUGGAGCACCCUCCAGUCACAUCUUCCGUGCCGAACGGGCCGUUCUGAUUGCCGCUGGUAUUGGAGUGACACCUUUCGCUAGCAUUUUGCAUUCAAUCAUGCAUCGUUAUUAUGCCAUUCUGCAACAAUGUCCCAAUUGCCAACACUCGUGGGCGCCACAGAUGCCCGAUUCCAUUAUGAAUCUUAGAAAGGUCGAUUUCUUCUGGAUCAACCGUGACCAACGUAGUUUCGAGUGGUUUGUUGACAUGUUAUCGCAAUUGGAGAUGGAACAGACAGAUGUUGGGGGCGUACUCGAUCGUUUCCUCAAUUUACACAUGUACAUCACAAGCGCGCUGAAAAAGACUGACAUGAAAGCUGUUGGAUUGCAAAUGGCCUUUGAUUUGCUCUACGCUAAGGAAAAACGGGAUUUGGUGACCGGAUUGAAAACUCGCACGAACGCUGGCAGACCGAAUUGGGAUAAAGUUUUUCAAAAAAUUCUUGACGAAGAUAAAGGGAAGGUAACCGUAUUCUAUUGUGGUCCUCCUCAGUUGGCCAAAGAACUGACUAAGAAAUGCAAUGACUUUGGCUUCGAUUUCCGCAAGGAAAUCUUCUAACUUGUUGGGAAGGUUCUCAUCAAUGAAAUACGUUUCGUUUGCCAUGCCGUGCUAUGUUGUGCCCUUUUGAUUACGUACAUUACAUCAAGAUACGGUGGUUGUUAUGAA